This is a messenger RNA of Lodderomyces pseudojiufengensis, 912 nucleotides long. It is a transcript of the gene HIS1, whose product is annotated as ATP phosphoribosyltransferase. Gene Ontology annotation, cellular component: cytoplasm. Gene Ontology annotation, biological process: L-histidine biosynthetic process. Lineage: Eukaryota; Fungi; Ascomycota; Pichiomycetes; Serinales; Debaryomycetaceae. Gene Ontology annotation, molecular function: magnesium ion binding; ATP phosphoribosyltransferase activity. The transcript has a single exon. The coding region runs from base 1 to 912 and encodes 303 amino acids. The record is from RefSeq and is a predicted model, not a curated record.
AUGGAUUUAGUAAAUCAUUUACCAGAUAGAUUAUUAUUUGCAGUACCGAAAAAGGGAAGAUUAUAUGAAAAAUGUUGUCAAUUAUUAAAUGGAGCUGAUAUUCAAUUUAGAAGAUCACCAAGAUUAGAUAUAGCGUUAUCAACAAAUUUACCUAUUGCAUUAAUCUUUUUACCAGCUGCUGAUAUACCUGUUUUCGUUGGUGAAGGUAAUUGUGAUUUAGGUAUAACUGGAUUAGAUCAAGUAAUGGAAUCAGAUCAAUUUGAAAAUAUAAAAGAUAUACUAGAUUUAAAAUUUGGAAAUUGUAAAUUACAAAUUCAAGUACCUGAAAAUGGAGAAUAUAACGAACCAAAUCAACUAGUUGGUAAAAAAAUUGUAAGUAGUUUCACUAAACUAGCAUCUGAUUACUUUGAAAAUUUACAAAAGGAAAUACAAUCUAAAGAUCAAAUAAAAAUAAGAUAUGUUGGAGGAUCGGUUGAAGCUUCAUGUGCAUUGGGAGUAGCUGAUGCUAUUGUCGAUUUAGUGGAAAGUGGGGAAACAAUGAAAGCAGCAGGAUUAAAAGCAAUUGGAACAAUAUUGAACACAUCAGCACAUCUUAUAUCAUCAACAAAACCAAAAUAUCCCGAACUUGUUAAAACAAUAACAGAUAGAUUAGAAGGUGUUUUAGCAGCUCAAGAAUUCGUAUUAUGUAAUUAUAAUGCUCCUAAAUCAAUAAUGUCUAAAUGUUUACAAAUAACACCAGGUAAAAGAGCUGCAACUGUUUCAACUUUAGAUAAACAUUCACCAGAAGAUGAAGAUUGGGUUGCAAUUUCUUCAAUGGUUUCAAGAAAAAAAAUUGGAAAUGUAAUGGAUGAAUUAAAAAAAGCUGGAGCAUCAGAUAUUUUAGUAUUAGAAAUUUCAAAUUGUAGAGUAUAA